This is a messenger RNA of Tripterygium wilfordii, 3723 nucleotides long. RefSeq names its product probable alpha,alpha-trehalose-phosphate synthase [UDP-forming] 9. Lineage: Eukaryota; Viridiplantae; Streptophyta; Magnoliopsida; Celastrales; Celastraceae. Gene Ontology annotation, biological process: trehalose biosynthetic process. The transcript has 8 exons. Gene Ontology annotation, molecular function: catalytic activity. The coding region runs from base 702 to 3284 and encodes 860 amino acids. The record is from RefSeq and is a predicted model, not a curated record. Gene Ontology annotation, cellular component: cytosol.
UUUUCCAGACUCUUUCUUUUUUGUUAUAUUGUAUAAUCCGUUUGACUGGUUUGAGGUUCCUUUGUUGAACGAAGCAGCACUAAACGAAACCUUAAAAACAAAAUUUUCCAAUUCGACUUCCACUGUUUUUUUUUUUGUAAUGGGUUUCAGAAUUCAUGGAAACUCCACUAAAAUCUCACCAGUUUAGAACCUAACACAUAUCUCUUCGAUCCCUUACGCCCUCCUCAACAUUCUUCCACCAAACAUUAUCUAUUACUUGCUUUCUCUGGGAAUCGAUCGUCUCUGUUACUGAACAACCCUGUAGAAGAAGUGAUGUGGUGGGAUCAUUUUCACUCCUUUCAAGAGCGUUUUUAUGCUGAAACAAAUGGCACCUUUCGGAUAGUCAUAGAUAUGGAAAUUCCAGUGUGAUUGGUCAAGAUGUAUAUGCGUUGUCUGUAAGUGGAGGAUGAAUCUCGUGACUUUUAAGGUUUGCUGUAGAUUUAAUGAUUUGUUGCAGCCUUGAAUGUGAGAAAUUAAAUCUGGAGGAAGUUGUGUAUAAACAACCAUUGAUAAUAAAAAUCAAAGAAGCAGAAGUUGUUGCAUGUCUCAGAUCUGAAGAAACUCGGUAAUAAGCUGACCUGCCCAUUCAAGAUAUUUUUUUCAGCAAGUUGUUGGUCUUGCUUCAGCUUCUUAUAAGUUGGUAUACAUCUAAACAAGCUUCGAUGGUGUCAAACUCUUUCAUAAGUUUGUUGGAUUUGGAAUCUGGGGACAUGUUUAAGUUCCCUAAGUCACCCAGGGCCAUUCCUCGGACAAUGACUGCUCCUGGAAUUAUAGCUGAUAUGGAUGGUGAUGGAGGCAAUGAUGGAGAUUCAGAUGCUUCAUUAGCUGAGAGUCGUCAAAAGACAAUUAUUGUGGCAAAUUUACUCCCUAUACAUGCUCAAAAAGAUUUGAAAUCUGGCAGAUGGUCUUUCGGUUUGGAUGAGGAUUCACUUUUGUUACAGUUGAAGGAUGGUGUUUCUUCUGAUGUAGAUGUUGUCUAUGUGGGGUCUCUAAAGGUAGACGUAGAAGCAAGCGAGCAUGAAGAAGUUGCACGGAAGCUCUUGGAUGAGUUUAAUUGUGUGCCAACUUUUCUUCCUUGUGAACUUGAAAAGAAGUUUUACCAUGGUUUCUGUAAGCAAAAUCUAUGGCCACUUUUCCAUUACAUGCUUCCGGUGUGCUCAAAUCAUGGCAAUCUCUUUGAUAGGUCGCUUUGGCAGGCCUAUGUUUCUGUCAAUAAAAUAUUUGCUGAUAAGGUCAUGGAGGUAUUAAAUCCUGAAGAAGAUUAUGUAUGGGUUCAUGACUAUCACUUAAUGGUUCUCCCAACAUUAUUGAGGAGGCGAUUCCAUCGUGUUAAGCUUGGAUUUUUUCUUCAUAGUCCGUUCCCUUCAUCAGAAAUUUACCAGACUUUGCCUGUCAGAGAGGAAAUUCUGAAAGCACUGCUAAAUGCGGAUUCAAUUGGUUUUCAUACAUUUGACUAUGCCCGUCACUUCCUGUCCUGUUGUAACCGAAUGCUGGGCCUAGACUAUGAAUCCAAGCAGGGAUAUAUUGGACUUGAGUAUUUUGGUCGUACAGUGUACAUCAAAAUUUUACCUGUGGGAAUCCAUAUGGGUCGAAUUGAAUCUGCGUUAAACCAUCCAUCUUCUUCCUUAAAGGUCAAAGAAAUUCAAGAACAAUUCAAGGGGAAAAAGCUUAUUGUUGGAGCGGAUGACAUGGACAUAUUUAAAGGCAUCAGCCUCAAAUUAUUGGCCAUGGAAAAGCUUCUACAUCAACAUCCAGGCAUGCAGGGCGAAGUAGUCCUGGUUCAAAUUUUAAAUCCUGCAAGAACCUUAGGCAAAGAUGUGGAGGAAGCCAAAAAAGAGAUAUAUAUGACUGCUGGAAGAGUAAACAGAGUGUUUGGUUUAGAUGGGUAUGAUCCGGUCGUCCUUAUUGAUCGCCAUGUCCCUUUCUAUGAGAAAACUGCCUAUUAUGCUAUGGCAGAGUGUUGCAUAGUUAAUGCAGUGAGGGAUGGAAUGAACCUAAUCCCGUACAAGUAUAUUGUAUGCAGGCAGGGAUCUCCAUUACUGGAUGAAGCAUUAGAAGUUACCUCAGAGUCUCCUCGUUCGAGUACUCUUGUUGUUUCAGAGUUUAUAGGUUGCUCUCCAUCUCUAAGUGGGGCAAUAAGGGUUAAUCCAUGGGAUGUUGAUGCGGUAGCUAAUGGGUUGGCGUUGGGAAUGAGUUUGUCUGGCUUGGAGAAGCAGUUGCGGCACAAGAAGCACUACCAAUAUGUUAGCUCUCACGAUAUUGCCUACUGGGCUAGCAGUUUUUUGCAGGAUUUAGAGCGAGCAUGCAAAGAUCAUUACAGUAAACGUUGCUGGGGCAUGGGCAUUGGUCUCAAUUUCCGUGUUUUGUCUCUUCCUCAUGGUUUUAGAAAGCUGUCUCUAGACCAUAUUUUCCCUGCUUAUAGUAGGACAUCUAGAAGGGCAAUCUUUUUGGAUUACGAUGGAACAUUGGUGCCUCAAUGUUCUCUCACUAUAACCCCUGGUCCUGAACUUAUCUCAAUCCUGAGAAAGCUCUGCAGUGACCCUAAGAACACCGUGUUCAUAGUUAGUGGCAGGGGGAGGAACUCUCUGAGCAACUGGUUUUCUGAGUAUGAAAAUCUAGGAAUAGCAGCUGAACAUGGAUACUUUGUGAGGUGGAGUAGUUCAUCCAAUUGGGAAACCAGUUCAGUGGCUGGAGAUUUUGGCUGGAAGAGAAUUGCAGCACCUGUGAUGCAACUAUAUACAGAAGCAACCGAUGGCUCCUACAUAGAGACAAAGGAGAGUGCAUUGGUAUGGCAGCAUCAACAUGCUGACCCUUGUUUUGCAUCUUGGCAGGCCAUUGAGAUGCUAGAUCAUCUUGAAAAUGUCCUUGCAAAUGAGCCCGUACAUGUUAAGAAAGGCCAGCAUAUUGUCGAAGUGAAGCCUCAGGGAGUGACUAAAGGGUUAGUCAUGGAGAAAGUUCUGUCCACCAUGUCAAGUACCGGUAAAGCAGCAGAUUUUGUUCUUUGCAUUGGUGAUGAUAGAUCCGACGAGGACAUGUUUGAGAGCUUAUCAAACAUCACAAUUACUUCAUCUCUCCAUACUUCCCCGGAGAUCUUUGCCUGCACAGUUGGCCAAAAACCGAGUUUAGCUAAAUAUUAUCUGGAAGAGGCUGCUAAUGUUUUGCGAGUGCUUCGAGGCUUGGCAUCUGCAGAAGAGUUGAAGUCCAUGAGUAGCACCGAAACAGUAGUCUUUUCCGAAAGUGGAUGACAUGCGAUGCAAUGACCCCCCGUUUGGUGCGCUGACAUCAGUUGAAUAAGAGCAGAGAAGUGGAUACAGAAUACCUACCUGGAUAAAAUGCUCUCUCUCUCUUUGUUUGUUUGUUUUUUGUUAUGAUACAGUGAGGGGAUUCUCAUGGAGUAGUUUGAUUACAGUAGCUUUAUAUAGUUGAUAGAAAGCAGUUGGAGAUAUGAAUAGUUGAAUACUAGGACUGGCAGGAUUGCAUAGAAAUCAUUGUUUUAUUAAGUCUCUAGCUAUACAUGGGGGGAAUGAAUGGGCUGAUGUAUGUAUUUUUCUGGUGUUGGAUAAGAUACCCAAGUAUGUCAUAGGAAAUUUUACCAAAUGGGGGACAUUGUUUGGAUAAUUGGAUUCAUACAUAUACUGUUUUGCUCAAUUUGAAUACAUGGAAGGGCCUUUUGUGUUACCUUGA